Messenger RNA from Hansenula anomala, 1968 nucleotides. It is a transcript of the gene SCM3, whose product is annotated as Scm3p. The record is from RefSeq and is a predicted model, not a curated record. Gene Ontology annotation, molecular function: protein heterodimerization activity; histone binding. The transcript has a single exon. Gene Ontology annotation, cellular component: nucleus. Bases 1 to 1968 code for a protein of 655 amino acids. NCBI's taxonomy places the organism in Eukaryota, Fungi, Ascomycota, Saccharomycetes, Phaffomycetales, Wickerhamomycetaceae.
AUGCUGCUAUUGAAGAAUUACUCCUCCAGGAGAAACAGCACGUUCCAACCCAGAAAAAGAGCAGACGCGUAUCACAAUAGAGCAGAUUCAUCAGAUUCAGAAUCAGAACUUUCACAAGACCCAGAAUCAGACUCAGAAUCAGAAGAUGAGGUUGCUCCAAUAAAGGGAAAGCUUUAUAAACAAAAUGAAAAGAAGUUGCAUCGUUAUUUUACUCCAGGGACCGGAAGAGAAGUCAUCGAAGAUUUGACAAUUAGAGAUAGAGAAAGAAAUAACCAACGCGGUUCGUUAGAUUCUCAAAAAUUAGAUAUCAAGAAAAUUGAAUAUAGAAAGAAGAUUGAUAUUGUCUGGAAUUCUAUCAUUUCCAAAUAUAGUGCAUUUGAUGAAGAUGAUCAAGGUGAUGUUAUAAAUUUGAAAGAUUUCAGUAUUGAAGAAGAUACAGGACAUAUUGAAAAAUUGCAAACUUUUCAAAGAACAAGUAUAUGGAAUGAUAUCAAUCAGAUAGAAGGGCCUGAUGACUAUGAGGAACGGAUGGAUCCAAGUGAAGAUCCUAUAAAUUUAUUAACAAAUGGGAAAACAUCUAGAGAGCGUUCCAAAAGGUCAAGUUUACACAAUUCAAGAACAACAACACCACCACCAUUGACUAAAUCUGUUCCAAAGAAAAUUGCAACAAACAAACCUUCAGCAACCUUGAAUAAUGACCCUCUUUCACUCUUGACCCCUAGAAAAACCUCAAGAAUUACAACUAGAUCUUCAUCUCCAAGAAAAGCCCAAACGAGACUUGAACCAUCAUCUCCAGUGAGACAUAGAAGACAAUCAUCACCAUCUAAGAUAACGGCUCCAUCCCAAACCACUGAUAUGCAUAAUGAUCCUUUAGCAUUGUUAACACAAAGAAAGACUACAAAGUCAUCUUCACCAUCUAGAAAUGCCCCUAGUACUAGAGAUAUUUCACAACUGGAACCUGGUUUAGCCUCCCCAAUGUCAUUAAUGGCACCACCAUCAUCAACAAGAUUAUCAGCUUCGAGAAGGGAAGCAACAAGACCUUUAUCACCACCCAUUUCAAGUCCACCUGAACUUCCAAAAGACCCAAUUGAUCUUUUAUCACCAAGAAGACCACAUAGACCAUCAUCACCAACUCCAAGUUUUAGAACAAGAGCCGCUCAUCAUAGAAGAAGUGAACCUAUUAGAUCUAACCAACGUCAAACACGAGAACCUACUGGACGUCAUUCAUCACCAGUGCGUCAACUUAUGGCGACAUUUCCAUCAAUUGAACCCAUUCAAGUUUUCAAAAGACCAGAAAUGAGAUACACUCCAAAUCAAUCUUUUAGAAGGCCUCAAAAGAGACGUGCACCAUUUGAACAUCCUGUUCAAAAUAAGACUCACAAAGUUCAUGAUGGACAAACUCCAAAGAGACAUUCUUCUCCUGUUAGAAAAUUAAUGGAUCAAUUGCUAUCAUCAAAGCCACCUUCAACUGGACCUGAUCCAAUCAACUUAUUAACACCUAGAUCUACUACUCGCGUUGGUAGUAGAAUCACAACAAGAGCUUCAUCACCAAUUAGAUCCACAAGAAGAACACCAAGUGCUGUUAAUGAAGCUGAUCCAAUAUGUUUAUUGACACCACGUUCAUCCAACAGAUCAAAAAGAAGAACCCUAUCAUCACAAUUUCAACCUAUUCAAGAAGAUGGUACAUUACCACCACCACCACCAUAUUUCCCAAUACCGCAACAAUCAGCUAUGACUGUUGCUUCAAGUACUGAAUAUUCUCCAUUCAUUAUGCCACCACCACCGCCACCACCAAUGCAUGGACAACAAUUGUACCCGCUCCCAAUGUUGAACCCAUUUAUGUUUGGAUAUCCUAUGAUGCAUUAUCUUCCAUAUAAUCAAUAUUAUGGCGUGGGUAAUAAUGAAUCCAUUGAAACAGGACCUACUUAUGAUUUGAUGAACUUACAGAGAAAACAUGUAAAUAAAUAA